This is a messenger RNA of Puntigrus tetrazona (Sumatra barb), 6498 nucleotides long. RefSeq lists its product as uncharacterized. The transcript is spliced from 7 exons. NCBI's taxonomy places the organism in Eukaryota, Metazoa, Chordata, Actinopteri, Cypriniformes, Cyprinidae. The record is from RefSeq and is a predicted model, not a curated record. Gene Ontology annotation, molecular function: dioxygenase activity. The coding region runs from base 490 to 1419 and encodes 309 amino acids.
AUCGGUAAAAUAAAUUAUAAUUCGAAGGUGCAUUACUUGCGUUCAAAAUAUACUAAGUAAAAAUACUGAAUUUGUCAGAGAGAUUUUUUGCGCCCGAAAGUCACGACAACAAACCGGCAUGGCGGACAGCACGGGGCUUAUGCUCGGUCACAAGCAUUUCUAUCGCUAAAGGUGCUUACUCCUUGCUUAUUUGGGGGAAACGGAGACAAGGGAAGCUGUUAUACCCUGUAUUUGAACAUCGCAUAAACACCGUACCCCUAUGGGGCUGCCAUUGUUUCGCGGGCAGGGAUAUGCGACUUGAGAUCUAGUAGGAGUUCACCGGUGGGGAGUCACGGGUUUGACUGCUGUUCCAGUGCACUUUCACAGAGGGUUGGAUGAAUUGCGCAACAGCUGUUCAAUAAAUGACUGUGAUGCAUCGAUAAGAGGACUCUAAAGGGUUCCUGAAAGAAUUUUAAACUUAUUUGUCGCCUCGAGAAAGAGUAACUCGCUAUGGAGAUACCUGUCGUAGAUUUCAGUGCGUACGAACUGGAGAAAACGAACGCAUCAGUCGAUCAUUUGGAGAGGUUAAGUGUCGAACUAAGAAAGGCCUUUACCGAGGUGGGAUUUGUUUAUCUGAAAAACACAGGCAUAAAUCAGAAAGAGGUGGACAGAGUCAUGGGCGUUUCAGAGAAGUUCUUCUGCUUGCCAGAAAACAUGAAGAAGCCUUUCAGCAGGGGCGGUUUUUCAAGUAAUGGAAACCACGGCUGGAUUUCGGUGGAAAUGGAAAGUUUGAAUCCCCGACGUCCCGGUGAUCUGAAGGAGGCGUUUAAUACAGCUUCUUUGAGCUCGGAUAUCAGUUGGCCUUCAGAAGGUGUUGAUGAUUUUCGAGAUGUCCACAUAUCAUUUUACCUGCGCUGUAAGGAACUUUCUCUCCGAGUGCUACGAGUCAUGGCUCUCGGCUUGAAUCUGGAAGCAGAGGUCUUCCUCAGCGCUCAUAAGCAUAUUGGAAGUGAUAUGAAUGGAACGACUCUACGGACUUUGUACUAUCCUCCAGUGAACAGCGCGCGUGUGAAGGAAAACCAGCUGCGCUGCGGAGAACACUCUGAUUACGGUAGUAUCACUUUGGUUUUCCAAAACCCCAAGGGUGGACUGCAGGUUCUGAACCGAGCUGGAGAGUUCAUUUCAGCUCCCAGCAUUCCUGGGACAGUGCUGAUUAACAUAGCGGACCUGAUGCAAAGGUGGACCAGCGACGUCUAUGUGUCUGCCGUUCAUAGGGUUUUGCUGCCCCCUGCAGGAGACUCCAGCACACGUCAGUCUUUGGCCUUCUUUGUACAACCUGACGAUGAGGCUGUUAUUUCGUGUUGUGAUGGAUCAGAUAAAUAUCCUCCUGUUAAGUCAGUUGAUUACCUUCUUUCAAGGUUCAAAGAUUCUUACAAAUAGGUCCUGGUUUAAGUUAAAAUACUGUAUGUUUGCUAAUCGUCUGCGCAUAAUUGGCGAAGCUAUGAUAAUUUAAUACAGUGUAGAGAAACGUAAAGCACAGCCGUUUUAAUUUGAAGUCGCAAGAUACUCAAGCAAGCAAAAAAAAAAAAUCAAUACCAAUUUUAUGUUGAACUGGAUAUCUGCAGAACACUGUUUGAAAACUAUGAUACCAUAAUGAAUUAAAGUUUUCUGCAUUAUUUUUAAGCUCAAAUUUAAGACCUUUUAAGACCUGCACAAAUAAAAUGAAUACCAUAUGAGCAGGGGAGGGAGAAUUAAUUAAUUAAAUUAAUUUACAUAAAUUAGGAGUAUGGAUUAUUAAAAUCUUGAUAAUUUAUGGGGAUUUUAUCAAAUAAGAUAAUUGGACAACAUUUUGCUGAGUUCUCUUGAAUUUGAAUAAAAACAAAAACAAUAUAUAUAUAUAUAUAUAUAUAUGUAUGUGUGUGUGUGUGUGUGUAUAUAUAUGUGUGUAUAUAUAUAUAUAUGUAUGUGUGUGUGUAAAUAUAUGUGUGUGUAUAUAUAUAUAUAUAUAUACACACUGUUAAUAAGCAAAUGAAAUCAGUAUGAUUUAAUGAAAACAUAAUUGAUCUUUACAAUGCAGAGUAAACACAGAAGCUGCAUUAGAUUAAUGGCAGAUACAGUGUUUAAAGGGUCUCUUAAAAUGAAGUCUCUUAACAUUAAACUGUUGUAUAAAUAUAUACAUUUUCUUCCCCAUAUCUUGAAUUAUGUGAUCAUUUUAAAUGCAUUUUAACAGAUUGAAUCAUGCAGUAAAAGAACACACUAUAAAUCUGCAUCUAACCUAAAGUUUGUGCACACUCUGUAGCCGUUUUGUUUGCUUUUCAUAAUAUGCUCAAUAAUAUCAAAUAGCACAUUGUUUAAACAAUAAUUACAUUAUUGUGACAGACCAUACAUAUCGCAUACCCCUAUACUCUUUAGAUUAUUAUAAUGGUAUGUUUUAUUAAUCCACCAGUUAACAUCUAAAACUGUUUGCAGGGUAAAACGAUUUUUGCAUUGGUCUGAACUGAGCAAAACAACAGUUUUAUUGAAAAUCCUCAUUCAUUUUCUGAUAGCAGGUAAACGUGCAGCGGUCUUGUUUGAUGUACAUUAUAAUGGACAGAUAUUUUUGAAAAAAUUCUGAUUUAAAGCUUGCAAAUCUACGAUCGUUUUUUUUUACUUUUGUAAAUGCAAUCUAUGAAACAUUUUGAUAAAUGUGAAUAAAACUAUUGAAAAUGUGGCUUGCUUCUGUGUUUGGAAUGAAGUACUGAUAUGCUUCUCUUCAGCAUAGCAGGAUUUCUUUUUCAAAUUACAACCGGCAGAGCAUUACUGCUAUUUGAUUGGAUGACUUAUGUGGAAAUGCUCCACAAAAAUGUGUUUUUUAUUUUAAAUUGGAUUAACUUAAAAAACUUUAAUUUGUGUUUACUUAAAAGUGUGAAUCUACUUAACCUGUUAACCUGAGUCCUGUGAACUUAAUUAAAUUGAGGAAACUCUUUGACUUGAGAAAAUUAAGUAACCAAUGAACUCGUGUGCAAACCAAAAGUGAGACUUUAUUGAUAAAAAUGACCCAAUGUUGCAGAUCUGUACUGUUAAUUUAAAGGUGAAAUUAAGAGUCCAUCCACCAUGUUUGUGGAUGUGUUUAGUGACAAAAACAAAUCUCUGAGAACCUCAGAAAAGAGUUGCUGUUACUCUUUAGGCUAGAAAGGUUACAUAACUCUGUUUGGGCUCCACAAAUCCACAGUCAGAUUGUAUAGGAAAUUAUGAAUAAUUGAACACGGAAUCCAGAUAGGUAACUGUCUCAAAAAUAACUUCUAGGUGUAUGAUAAAUAAAAUGCGCAAUAAUUAUCAUCCAUGAAUAACCAUUUAAAAUAUACAAUUCUAAUAUGUUUAUUAUUUAUAUUUCAAUUAGUGUAGUAUUUAGGGUUAAAGGGCACCUGUUAUGCUCCUUUUUACAAGAUGUAAUAUUUCCCAAGAUAUGUCCCAAGAAUGUUUCUGUGAAGGUUCACCCAAAAUACCCCACAGAGCAUUUAUUAUAACAGCUAGAAAAUGUCAUUUUUGGGGUGUGUCUAAAAAAAAUAGUUGUUUUGGUGUGUAUCAAUUUAAAUGCAUUGAGCUACAUAUUCCAGCCCAGUCUCCAUAAAAGGGCAGUGCAGUGAUUUGGUUUAAAAGAGAAUAAAAAAGGAAGAGUGGGAGUUUUGUCUGAUUGUAGUGUUUACACGCUGCCAACACACAUUUAUAUCUAAACACUAUGUAAGUUGAAUUUGCAUAAUAGGUGCCCAUUUAAAAAAAAUAAUAAAAUAAAAUAAUGUCGUUCUUUAAGCCAGUGCAGUGUUGUUAAUAUUAGUUUGUAGUAAUGUCUCCUGAAGAAAAUAGGAUUAAGCUCAAAAUAUACUUAGUUUUUGUACACAUAUGUAUACACGUGCAGUCGAAUGUGUAGCCUUAAAGUAUGCUCCACGUUGAGAAUGAAUGCAGGCGGUGAACACAUAAAAAGCUUUAUCUUUAGUUUAUUGUCUGUGCUGUUUUUCCACAAAUAUUAGUUUUCUACUGUGAAACAACGGCCCUGGCCAGUGUAGCCACUUUGUGGUUACAGAAAUCUGAUGAUGAAUGCACAGUACACGGAUAGUAUUCUGAUGAUAAAAUUCACGUCACACAGAGACCGUUUCCCAAUACCAAAUAGUAAUAAGCUACAAGAGACUACUUUUAUUUAUAGAAUUUCAUUUACUUCAUUUUAUAUUUAUUUUAUUUUCAUUUAAAUAAUCAACAGUCAAUAGCGGAAAGGCAAUUUUUAAACAAUUUGAAAGUGAAAGUGAGGUGACUCACCAGCAGAUCUACAGUGCAGUGGCUGAAAAAGAAAAUGUAGCAAAAAUCCAUAACCAGUGCCCACAAACACAAAAAAUGAUUGCUUCAAGGUGCUGCAGCUAAAAGUGGUUCUAAAACCAAUUGAAUAAUAAGGCGCCCUUAGUUUCUCAUCCAUGGCUUUUCCAUAUUGGCUUUAUUUGUUCUAAAUAAAUGACACAGCGUGAUGUCAUGUGUUGUUGUUCAGGUUUUAUCUUACAAAUUUGUAAGAGGACUGUGUUUUUUUUAAUGUACUGUUAUGGAAAUAAAUAAGGGUGUGUUUUCUUUUUCACAUUACUUAUUAGGAUAUUAAGUGAAGUUUAUGUAUUUAGCCAUGGUUCACUAAGGAGGGAACGAGAACUGCAUCCUCUAGAGGUCGCACUGGGGAUGUCCUGACAGGUGUCUGAAGCAUACAUCUAAACACAGCAGUAACACUGGCUGGCGACAGCCUAUGACAUCACUACCGGUGCAAUCAUAGUAUAAAAAGACGGAGAGAGAACAAGUCAGUUGCUUUUUCUGAAGCCUGCAUCUGAAGCAUGGCAAAAAGAAGGGAUGCAGUGUCUCGUUCCUUUCUCAGGGAAUACAUGCGUAACCUGAGACAUUCCCUUUCAAGGGAACUUGGUACUGUGUCCUCUAGAGGUUGCUAUGGGUAACAGUAUACCCAAAGAAAGCACUAAGUACCCACUUUACCAUCACCAUCAGUCAACUAUCACCAAUUAUAAGAGCAGGGAGGGCAGAAAGACGCCUAACAACCUGGAGGGGCUACCCAUAGGACCUCCAAAACUCAUAGAACAAGAGGAGAACUUAGAUGCUCAGUUGCGAAAAACAUGCUCAUAGGUGUCCCUCUUGGGUGAGACAAGAAAUGCUUAGCUUAAUCCAGGAGGCAGAAGUCGGGAUUGAAUCGAGCUCCUGCCUCUAGGAAGCAGAAAACCCAGAUACACCUAUUAUUUAUAGGUGAGGAGCAUCACCCUAGCAGGAAAGCUCCAGAGCAGCAGUAUAACGUGGUUACCUGAUGAGGACAAAAUAUGAAUAUAUGACUACAUGUCCAAAAUCAUAUAGAUAUCCACAUUGGAUUCAGUAUAAUAUAUUGUAUAUCCAAUUCUUUAUGUAUAAGGAACUUUAAACCAUAGGAAAAAAUAUACUGAUAGGGAAAGAUUUCCCAUCGGGUCCUUUCCAUGCUCUGCCCAUAAACCGGAACCCACCAGCAACAGGCAGAGAAAUCUCACAGCAACAUGUAACACGGUCACCCUCAAGAGAAACACUCUACUGCCUCUACAUGAACGUGUCAGUACUCCUACAAGCGGCACAAGCUUGCAAACGAUGUCCACAAACUUGAGAAAAUAGUGAAACACUCACCAAAUGCAUCACAAUCAGCAGAACCCAACUCCUCGUGAGUAGAGCAUGUUUAACUCAUGCUUAUCCACGAAGAAAUAAGCACUUUGAGAGCUGAACGAGCUUGUUCUUCACCACACACAACGUGCGAGCCGUGUGAAACUGCGGGUAUCAGAGCAAAGCCUCUGGCAAGAGAACAUGAACUCCAGUCAUGCUUGGCUUUCUGCUAACAUAAUGGCAGUGAAGAUGAAGAAGGUGACAUGUUCUCUCUGCACCCUUUUGUACUGCGGUUGAGCUGGUAGUGACAUCAUAGGCUUGUGUUUAGAUGUAUAGACCCCAGUCAUGCCAAAGGCGUUCCCCAUAGCUACCUCUAGAGCUACCUCUAAAGUUUCCUUGAAAGGCCAUCGAUCAUUUUUACCCAUGCAAUGCAUUUUUAGCUAUUGCUACAAAUAUACCCCUGCUCCUUAAAAUUGUUUUUGUUUUCCAGGGUCACACUCAUUCCACGUCUCAUGUCUACGUAUCAUUUUUCGUGAGCUGCAAGGAGCUCUUUCUCAGUGAUGGAUCUAGGUUUGUGCCUGGAAGAAGACGUCUUUCUCAGUAUAUUGGAGGCAAGUAAGACAUAUGCAAGUAAGACAUAUACAUUACUUUCUCCCAGUGAGUCAAUGGCAGGAAGAUCUGCAAGAUCGUAAUGAUGUGAAUGGAACGACUCACGGUGUGUGAAGGAAAAUCACUCGGGUGAACACUCUAGUAUACUCUAGUAUCACUUUGGUCUUCCAAAGCCCAGAGGGUGGACUGUGAGUACCACCAACAUAGGACAAGAGGAGAAAUGUUUUUUUUUUUGUCAUGUUUAAUGUGGUGCUCUAUCAUUUAAGCUUUCAUUCU